Molecule: messenger RNA, 7943 nt
Organism: Microplitis demolitor
Lineage: Eukaryota; Metazoa; Arthropoda; Insecta; Hymenoptera; Braconidae
Exons: 13
Coding region: 726-2654 (642 amino acids)
Source: RefSeq, a predicted model, not a curated record
GUAUCCAAGAAGCCCCUCGCCCUCGCUCGCAGCUCGCACUCGCAGUCGGUUGUCUCUCGUUUAUUGUACGCCGUAGUGUCAGAGUCGAAUGUAUGCUCGUACGAGCAGGUUGCAUCGCGUUAUUCUCUCUCCUCUUACCGGUACAUUUUACGUUUUCCCGUAUCCUGCCACCACAUAUCGACGCCAUUGUUAUCGACGACACUCGUCGACGUCAACGAGCACGUCCACCAGGACGAGGACGAGAACAAGAACGAGGACCUCCCAAUAAAUUACUAUUUUAAAAACCCAGUACAUCAAUAGUACCUACCAAUUUUUACCUCGUGUCAACUUCGUCGCGAGCCGGCACCCGAGACUUUGCUCCACGAGCUUCUUUUUAUUAUUUUUUUGCUCAUCAUCCCCGUGAGUGCUCUUUGCAAUCGUGAAAGUGACUUGUUUUAACAUUUGAAAAAAAUUUUUUUUUUUGGCGCGAAUUUUUGAAAUUUUUAAAUUACGAUAUUUGAAUUUUUUACGUGAGUGUUUCGUACUGUUGUUUUUUUUAGUUUUUACUGUUAAAAGAAAUAUUUUGACACUUAUUAUUGUUAAUAUUAUUAUAAAUAAUUACGUUAAUGAGCAAUUAAGUGUUUAUCAGUGAAGUGUUAUGUGCAUUAUGUGAUUCGUGACAACGUUUGUUCGUCUGUAAGAGUAUCUUAUUAUUUUCCCGUAAAACUCUCGGAUACUACGUGAGGAUGCAGGAACGAGUGUAUUGGAUAGUAGGGAAGACCCUGCUGCUUUUGCUGCUGCUGCCCAUGUUACCCCUCGCUAACGGAUCUUGCCAAUUUCCGGAAACAUGGGAAGGACAAUGGUUUCAGUCAGGAAAACCGUCGCCUGUCACUAUAAAUGCCACUAUGUUUGGCGAGAAGACCUGCAUUGAGAACAGUGGAGAUAUGUACUCUGUUUAUGAUUAUUUCCAGCAGGAGAACUGCUACAAAUGUUUGAUAAUAAACGAUCGUCAUAAGAACGUCAUUCAAUUCCGCGAAGUGGGAACAUGUUCGACAGAGAGAAAAAACUUUAAAGAUCUCUGCGAGUCACUGAGGACAGAUGACAGCUUGUUCACGAUGUUUCGAUUAAAUCCAGAGCCGAUUCAGUGUCCAUUUAAUGGGGCCCCGUAUACAUUUACGUAUAAUCGUGGUGAGAAAGAAUGCAAAUCACCAGUCAGUUAUGCCGAAAGUUGCACAGAUCCAAGUAAAUUGCUACUUAAAUAUCAAGCGUGUCCUGAUAUUGAAGAUUCCGAAAGUACAACCGAGGAACUGCAGUGUCUUGCAACAUGGAAGGAUGGUAGGAACAAAUAUUUGGUCGGUACUCUCAAGCUGUUUGGAAGGAAUGCCGCAACUAAUGAGGAAACAUUCAGAUGUUUCCUGUAUGAAAAGUCAGCUCAUCAUCAAGGCGAAAAAGUGACGUUUGAAUUAGCGCAAUCCGGUGAUUCAACUUGCUCGGCAUUGACUGAUGUCUCACAAGGAUCCAGAACUAUUAAAUUAACUAAAGUUGAUAGAGAGCACAGUAAAUGUAAGUACCCACAAUGGGUGACUAAGCACCAUGGCUGGCAUUCGCUAGACGGAACCAGGACUUACCACUUCACUACCGGGAAUGCAACGCUCAAGGUACAGAACAAGGAAGACAAGUACGAGGAGAGAAUCGUCUGUCAUAAUCUCGAGAAUAUUGAUAGUCCUCCGGACAAGAAAGUGAAGCUCGUUGCUCAUAUAACGAGUGGCUGCGAUAUUGGCUACGUCUGCAUGAUUUUUCACAGAAGAAAUAGUGGCGUGAUCGAGCUACAGCAAUCAGAUGUCAAAACAAUUAUACCUGAAGAAGCAUGCCAGCAGCAGGAAGAUCUAUCAGCCAUGCCGUAUAUAACUUUAAUAACGUCAACGUUGGAGAAACGCAAGUGCCCUCAACCGGGACGUUACCACGUCGUAAAUUACGUAUCGUCUCACGUAUUGUCAACGACGCCGCGUCGUCAGCGUAAAGAUACAAGCAUCCAGAUACGUGAUAUCCCUUCAUCAUCUUCUUCUUCAUUAUCCUCUUCAUCGUCAUCAUCAUCGUCGUCCUCUUCAUCCUCAUCAAUAUCCCAGCGGGCUGCUGAAAAAAUGACCUGGCAUGAUAAAAAUGAAGACGAGCAAUGCAGCGUUUCCGACAUUCAAAUCGGGUGCAGUACAUCUGAUCAAAGUGAAAUGAUUAUCACAAAUACCUGCGAGGAUAAACACGAAGCAUACACGUGCCAUGACAGCUGGGAAGAAAAAGGAGUCUGGUAUACAAUAGUAUCGCAAAAAACAACCAGCAGCAGCGGAAUCAGCAUAAACGGGAACAGUGGGAGCAACAUCGGAAGCGAAUCCGCGGUGACAAACACCCAGACAUUCUGUUUCUGGAUGCAGUGGGUUGAUCCGACGCCUAAAUUGUCUGGUAGAGGAUCAAGAGUCGAACAAGAACAAGAAUUAUGGCUGACUUGGCCGCUGCGCGAGUUCCAGAGCGGCUCUCCCGAUCAAUGGACCUACAAACUUGCCAACCAAGGGGUUUGUGAAGACAUAACUCGCGCGAGUGCCACCUCAGCGUCAUCAUUUUCGCGGGUGUCUCUGGUCCUGUCAGCGGGCGCUGCAAUAGUCUGCCAGCUCUUGUCGAGAUGAUGUGUCAUCUUCGACGCUAACCUGGUACUUGAGGCCUAGAUGUAACAAACAAACGAAAACGACAUAUAUACACUUAAAUGUAUCACUAAUUUAUCAAUCAAUAACAUAAUCGGGAUCUAAAACUAAUUUAUAAUCCAAUCAACACACAGUUAAAUUAUAAAUACGCAUUACUCGCGUGUGACACUAGUUGAGAGCAAGCACUGUCGCCAAGUGAAGUGUUUGGGGUAUAAUGGGUUAGAUUGGGUGGGGUUGGAUUAGUUAUUAGUCUGACGAUGUAGACUAAAUGAAUGACGAGUGACGAUCAAGUGAAUUAAGAGGACUAGAAUUCAGGAUGUAUACAAUGUAGAAUAGGGCAACAAUAACAAGAACAAGAACAACUGUCCCACAUAGUGCUGCUCUAACUGUCAAAGCUGUGUGUUCCUAGGAUAAUCGAGACGGACGUCUCAAUUGCUGCCCGGACAUUAAACUAACCAGUAUAUCUAUAUAAAUAUAUAUAUAUAUAUGCUGUACAGUUGUGCUAGUAGUGUACAAUACUGGAGAUACUGACGUCGAUCGAGCCGCAAUUACUAAUGUCAUUGUAGAAGACAUAUACAUGCUAUCACAUCUGAGUCUAUUAGUAACACACGACUAACACCUACGACAUUCUAUUCUAUUUGAAUAAUUUGUUACCAAUCGUGUACUUAAAACCUAUUGGCAUUCGAGAUUUUCAUUACUAAUUACAGGAAUUAUUUAUUGGGAAAACUGAUUCGAGGAUAAGAAUGAUUGUUUACAAACAAAGUAAUUAUUUCUUCUAUUUACCUAGGGAUUUGAAAAUAAUUUGUUGAAUAAUGUAUCUUAGGUUAGAAACAAAGUUUUCUAAUAAGAAAAAUUAAUAAACAAUUCAAUGAUUACGUAAACUGGCUUAGAAGAUGAUUGAGUCUUAGAAGAAUGUGUUGAGACGAAUUAUUUAGUUUGUUUUAGUAAUUAAAGUUUGAUUGUAUGACCAAAACAAAGUAAUUUUUUAAAAUUUUAACUUCGGCUAUCAUCGGAAGUGAUCGGUUUUUUAGAUGAAAGAAUUUGACUGUUAGGUUUUAAAAAUUAAUUAAUAACUCAGAUGUGACGGAUUGUUUAUGUACAAUACAAAAAAAAAAGUAUAAAGAGAACAAAAAAAAAAAAUAAUAAUUUUAUUGGUGCAGCUAAUAAACAAGAGUGUAAAUACGAUCAGGGUAUAAGUGAUCGGCGUUCAAGAUUCGACAAUUUUAAAACAAAGCUAAUUAAUGAGUAAUAUCAAGAGUUAAACUCAUGAUUUAACCUGAGGCGAACCUGAACGUCGUUACCGAUCGAAAUAUACGACGAAAAUAUUAUAAUAAAAGAUAUAAAAAAUAUAAAAUAUUAUUAUUUAAGACUUAGUUGUAAGUAAAAAUUUUUAUUCACUAGCUAGUUGCACACCUCUGUAUAUACUGAUUUAAUAUUAAUAAUAAUAUUGAUGUAAAUGUAUAAAGACUGUUUUUAAGGGAAUUAUUGAGAGAAGUUUACUUGCCCGAACAAUGCGAUGUUUGGCUGCUAAAUAUUGACAUAUUAAAUAAAUAUAACUAAAGAAAAGAUAAUUUAUAACUAUAAUAACUGAAUCAUCUAUAAAUAAUAAUAAAUAAAAUUUUUAAAAUAAAACAAGAAAAAAUAUAAAAUGCUAGAUUAUAAGAACGAACAAAGAGAAGGUUUUGAACAAUCGAGUGAAUUUAUUAUUUAUAAAAAUUAAUAUUAUUUUUUAAUUUGUAAGGGCAGGCCAAUGAUGAAGAAAUUAUUAUAUUAUAUUAUAUUAUUAUAAAUUAAAUAUUCAAUUUAAUAAUAAUAACAAUAUAUUUAAUAAUGAAGAUUGUACUUAUCAGAAUUGUCGUUUUAUCACAGAGUCAGACGAUUUUAUUCAUUAAUUCUUUAUUAAUUACUAAUAUUAAUGAAUAUUGUUAUUUAAUAGUUUGUUUAAUCAAAACAUAUUUUUAGCUAAACAAAAAAAAAUUUCAACUUUUCAUUGUUUGUAAACAAUAAUUUUUUAUAUUUAUAUUUUUUUUACGUCUCCAUUCUUUUAUAAUAUAAUUAUUUAUUUUGUAAGCUCGUUACUGCCUCAAUUAACCCGGAUUUUAUUUAAAAAAUUAUUUUUACUCUGAUUAGAUUUUUAAUAAAUAAUUAAUACCAGGAUUAAUUUACAAUUGCGGUGGCAAUUAUCUUGGCCUAUCGGUACCGAUAAUAGAUAGAAAAAAUACAAAACAAAAUUAAACAAUUUUUUUAAAAAAAGAUAAGAGUUUUUUUUACAUAUAUACUAAUAUAUAUGUAGAAACUCUGUGGUAUCCGACACGUGCAGGCACAAAUGAAGAGCCAAAUAAUAAUAAUAAUUAUAAUAAUAAUAAUAAUAAUUAAAAAAAAAAAGGAGCAAAAAUAAAUAACCGGUAACUUUAACUAUUUAAAUAACUUUUUUUUUUUAUUACUGUACAUACUCUAGGUAUUUUUUAUCGAAAUAACUUGUUAUCCGGUACUUGUACAAGUAAUUUUAUAUAUACAUAUAUAUGUAUGUAUAUAAUAUACUUUACCCACAUUAAUCAAUAAACUAAUUAACUUAUUAAUUAAAGUUAAUGAGGAGCUUGAGAUAAAAACGAUAUUUAUAGAAAAUUAUAUAUAUUUUUUAUUACUGUGUUUUAUAGAUUUUUUUUUUUUAAUUUUUGUGAGAAAAUCAUUAAAUUAUUACAGAAAAUUGAAUUAUGUUUAUUGUUUUCAUGAAAACUGGAUUUGAUUAAUGAAAAUCAAAAUGGCGGCUUCUUUUUCAAACAAUAGUCGAUCACGCAUAAUUUUUUCAUGGAUUGUUUUGUCAUCGAGGUUAUUUUCAUAUAUUUUCAUUUACAUAAACGAAAUUAGAAAUAAAAUAAUAUUUUUGAGGAAAUAUAAUACAUCUUAUUAGAUUUUUUGGAAAUUUUCCCGCUAAUAAUUGUAGUAAAAUUGUAAUUAUUUAAAAGUGUGACUAGCAGACAUCAGACAAAUUUAAAAUUAUUAAGAAAUAGAGAAAAUAGUUGACAGAAUAAAAUUUUAAAUAAGUGCACAUUUUAAAAAUUUUCAAAUUAAUAAGUGCAUUUUUUUUAAAUUUUCAUUUAUUAAUUAUUUACUCUGUUAAUAUAAAAUUUGUCUGAUGUCUGCUACAUUCACCCUCAUUUUCUUUCUUUUCAAUGCGAAAAAUUUUGAGGUUAAUCGAAUUUACUAAAACAAUGAUUCUAUUCUAUUGAAAAAUGAAUUUUUAAAUUUAUGACACUAGUUUUUUUAAUAAAGACAAACUAGAAUUCAGAUUUAGAUACAGAAUUACAGAAUUUAAAAAAAAAAAUAAAACUUAUAUAUGACCGAUACUAUUUUAAUAAAAAAAAAUCUGAUUGAAAUUCGAUUUAGCUUAAAUAUAUAUCAAAAAUUUGCGAUUUAGCUCAAUAGGAUUAAAUCAGAAGUUUCUGAUCAAAUCCCAUCAACUUUGAAUCAGAUUUCCUAACCUAUAAAAUAUAUUUAUACGAAAAAGUGAUUUUUCAAACUGUAUAAGAAGAAAAGUAUGGAAAUUGAACAAUUUUUCAUUUAAAAAUUUUAAAAUAUCGUUUUGAUCUUAAAUUCCUCACGUUUAUUUAAACAAAAAAAAAAAAAGAUUCUUAUGCUAAACAAUGAGUUUUGCAAACUUCAAUAAUUGUUGGAACAAUUGUUUAAACAAAGCGAGUAGCUAAUGUAAUUUGUUAUAUAACUUUUUAUCAUAUCAUAAAGCCCAAUUGCAAACUAAUAAUUAUAAGAGUAUGAAAAUUAGAAAAAGAAAAUAAAGGAGUAUUAAAUAUAAAAUAUAUGAAAAGUAUGUAAAUAAAAAUGAACCGAGUACCGGUAGACAAGUUAGCUUUACCUGAUGUAAUUUUAAACUGCUACCACGAAUAAAAAUUGUUUAGAUAAAUAGUGGAGGCAUAAAAUUAAUUCAAAAUUAAUAUCUAAUAUAUAUAAGAUCUAAAUAUGCCCAUGGUUUUUUAAUUAUAUGAAACUUGUAAAAAAAUUAUAACCUUAAGUAAACUUUCUGAGUCGAUUCACUCGUAAUCGAUUUUCCAUUCGACCGCCACCUUGUUUCUAAAACAAUAUAAUUUUUUUGUUUCAAUACAAAGUAAUCUGCGUGCUCGCCACAAAAAGACACUUUUAACGAAUAAAAAUUAAUUAAUUUAUUAAUUAAUAAUAAUAAUAAUAAGAUUAAUAAUUAAGAAAAAAAAUGGAGAGAUAAAGUGAUCAAUUAAUUAUAUUUAAAAUAUGAUCGUCUGUACAAGAAGAUUUUAAAGGAAUAUAAAAUACAUAUAUAUUCAAAUCAUUUAUAUAUAUAUGAGUAUGCAAAAAAAAUUGACUUUUUUUUUAAAUUAAGAAAUUCGUAAAAAAAAUUCUAAAAAUUAAGCUUCUGUGAUUUUUUUUACAAGAUGUCAAUUUUAAAAUUUCCAUCUUGACAUCAAAAAAUUACCCAUUGCGCAAAAAAAAAUUAAGAGCUCAAAAUUUUCAAAUUUUCUUUUUUACCGAAUUUCUUAAUGAUUCUAGUUAGUCGACAUCUAAUAAUUUUUUGAAUGUUUUUAAAACGAUGAAUUAAAAAAAAAAUUAUAUUUAAAAAAAUGCACUUAUAGUUUAUAAAAUUUUCUAUACGUGCAUUUUUAAAAAAUUUUUUUUUUGAAAUUGAUUCGUUGAAAAACAAAGUUUCAAAAUUAUUAAUUGUCCGUUAACUUCAGGAUAAUUUCUUAAUUUAAAUAAAAAAAUUCAAUUUUUUUCGACACUCAUAUACAUAAAUAUAUAAAUAUAUAUAUUUUUCGUUUAUCACUGUGAUGAUUAUAAUUAUUAUAAAAAACUAAUAUAAUAGAUAAGGCAGUGUGUUGUUUUUUCUUGCCACCUGUAUAGUAAUUAUAAAAAUAAAUUAAAAUUAAACUUGAGUAAAAAAAAAAAAAGAAAAAAAAAUAAAUAAAUAACGAAAUAUUGAUAUAAAAUAAAUAAAUCGUAAGGGUGUUCGGGGCUUAUUGAGUAAUAAAAUAAAUUGUAAAGUGGGCUUGUGCUUGCCUACAAUUAUUUUCAUUUAAUUAUAACAAUUAUUAAUUAUGUAACUAAAUAAUAUGUAUUAUAUUAAAUAUAAAUUAAUAAUAAUAAUAUUAAUGAUAAUUAUAAUUAUAAUAAUUAAUAAAUUGUAUGCGUAACAAGUGGAGGAUGCAGUUGAUGUAAAGCUAAAAUCUUGUAAUACGCAGAUGCACUAACAAAAAAUAAAAUUUUACAAUAAAAAAAAAUUUAAAUAAC